Molecule: messenger RNA, 2478 nt
Organism: Trichoplax adhaerens
Lineage: Eukaryota; Metazoa; Placozoa; Uniplacotomia; Trichoplacea; Trichoplacidae
Exons: 19
Coding region: 1-2478 (825 amino acids)
Biological process (GO): adenylate cyclase-activating G protein-coupled receptor signaling pathway; cell surface receptor signaling pathway
Cellular component (GO): membrane
Molecular function (GO): G protein-coupled receptor activity
Source: RefSeq, a predicted model, not a curated record
AUGCCUUCACUUAUCGACACUAACGAAAUAUCACCCUUUACAGUUGCCGAUAGCGGGGGAUUAUCCUUGUCUACAGCUUUUGAAGAUGCCAGAGUAUCAUCACCUACAACUAUUGAAGAAAAUAGAUUAUCUUUAUCUACAGUUAUUGAAAAUAAUCGAUUAUUGCCAUCUACAGUAGCUGAAAAUGAUAGGUUAUCAUUAGAUGCAGCCAUAAUAGGUAACAGAUUGUCAGCAUCUACAUCAGUUAUAAAUGAUAGAUUAUCGUCGAAUACAGGCAUGGAAGAUGACAGAUUAUCGUUAUCUACAGAAGUUAAAAAUAGCAGAUUAUCAUCAGAUACAGCCACUGAAGAUGACAGGUUAUUCUCAUCUACAGUUGUUAAAAAUGAUAAAUUAUCAUCAAAUAUAACCACUGAAGAUGACAGACUAACAUCAUCUACAGCUACGGAAGAUGACAAAUUAUCAUCAUCUGCAGUCAUCGAAAAUACAUCGCUAGCAGCAUCCAUAGCUAUUAAAACUGAUACUUUUAGUGCAUGGUCAACCGAUUUCAGCGUUUCAAUAUCAGAUACGCAAGAUACUUACCAAGCUUACUCUACUAAAAGCGAAUCGCUCAUCACUGGAUAUACUACAACCUCCGAUGCAAACGAAACAUCUUCUACCAAUUUACGUAGUUCUGGUAAUAUGUUCAUAUUUGAUUACGGAACAAAGACUUUUUCUUUAAGAACGGAACCGAAUAUCUAUUUAACUAAUGAUGACAACAUUGAAUCAGUUUUUACGUUCUCUAUUCCAGAUUUUAACUGUUAUCCACUGCCUACAUGUUAUUCAUCUAAAUUCUCAUCGCAAUCUACCGUAAAUAAUAAUCAACAUAUCAUUACAAAUAUAGAUAAACUAAGCAGUGUGUCCUUCAAAUCUUUAACAGCAUCCUCAGCUACUGAUGUACCUACGAAUCAGACUUUCCUCCAUCCUACACUUGCACAUCAAGACACUACCCUUAAUCCUUUCGAUAAGUACUCCGAAGUUCCUUUUGUAACAGCGGAUGAUACACUCCGGAUAUUAGCAAAUAUUAAUGAAGAAUUGGCAAUACAUCCAUACAUAACUGUUCAAACAGCAGAGAUUUACAGUCAAGGUUUAAAUCAACUUAUAUCUAAACUGGCUACAAAUGCAUCAAAUACUGAAUUAAUUAUUAAACUAUCACAGAAAAUUGAAAUAUCUGUAAAUUAUACCAAAGUAUUGGACAAAUUUUUCUUACGAGUGGCCGAUAAUUUGUUCCCAGGCCAAACAUUAAACAUAACGGACGACGAAGCAGGUCAGACCGUUAAAAUUCUAACGGGAAUUUAUUCCUUUUUACGGGAUGAAAUCACGCAAGCAGCUACAACCGAUAACAUCAUUUCCGACGUAAUAACGUGUAAGAUAGAUCCAGAUCCUCCUGCGGAUUCUGGAUUAAAUUUUCGUUAUAGUAUCAUCAAAUCGGAAAAUAUUUGGCAUCAGUUAGUCAAUCUCAAUGAUCUUCAAUCGCUAUUAGCUCCAAUUAUAAUUAUUGAAUAUAUUGGCAUUGGAUUUUCCACGAUAUGCAUUGCUUUAGCUCUUAUUGUCUUCGGAGUUCUAAGGCUCAAAUCUGAUCGAUUCAUAAUUCAUCGAAACCUCUUAGUAGCCUUAUUCCUAUUGCAGUGUACAAUUAUUGCUGGGUCUCAAUCAGAAGGAAACAAGAAUUUAUGCACCGCCAUGGCAAUUUUGACACAUUUCUUUUGUGUAGCAACUUUUUCUUGGAUGUUAAUCGAAGCUAUCCAUCUGUAUUUUCUCAUUAUCACCGUAUUUAAGAAGAGCAGAAUUUCAAUUUACUACUUCAUCGGUUGGGGUUUGCCGAUCAUUACUGUUGCUGUAACAUUAACAGCCAAGUUUGACGGUUAUGUAAACAAUAAUGGGGUUUCUAGUUUAAAUAAAUGCUGGUUAAAUACACAAGAUGGAUUUAAAUGGGCAAUCAUGGGACCUGUUAUUUCAAUUAUUGUCGUUAAUGCUGUCGUAAUGAUUUGUGUAGUCAAGAUAACUGUUUCAUCUAGCAUUGCAGAUGCUUACAAAAGUGAUAAUCGUAAAGGAAGAUUACAGGGAAUUAAAUCAAUGAUCAAGGCUAGUGCAAUACUAACGCCUAUUCUAGGUCUAACAUGGCUGCUGGCUUUAAUUCCGAUCACAAGGCAAACCAUUGUAUUUGCCUAUCUCUCCGUCAUAUUGAAUUCUUGCCAGGGCAUUACUAUCUUCGUAUUUCAUUGUAUCUUAAAUAGUGAGGUUCGUCUAAAAUAUACUCUUUUAAUAUCAAGGCGAAGUGCCAUCCACUCUUCCAACAAGGCUUCCUUAUUUAUUGAUGACAAAUCAAACUUAAAAACUGGUAAUUCCGAUCAGAAAGAUGGCGAUUUGAAAGUAGUGCGAAUAACGCCGCCCAGAUGUCAGACUAACUGCGAAGAAGCUUGUAUAAAUCACGUCAAGUAA